AUGCUCCAUCGCCUGGUCUUAUUCAUUCUGCUCGUUGUUCUUGUCGCGACGGCGACUCCUACGGUACUGAUUUGAAUAUUCAACAGAAAUACUUUGGAUUGGUUGAAGGAAGAGCGCAAAUUCAAUUCAUCCGAUCUCGAAAUAUUAAGGAAGACCGCUAAUGAUAUCGCCGAGUUCACAGCUUUUGAUAUUAUCAGAAAAGUUUGUUUCAAGAAAGUAUAGAAACUUGAGAAACUGUCUGUUUCAGUUGUACGAGAUAAAUCCGGAGGUGGCCAAGCAGGUCUUGUUGGAGUUGGCUCCUCAAAACAAAUGA
This is a messenger RNA of Caenorhabditis auriculariae, 313 nucleotides long. Lineage: Eukaryota; Metazoa; Nematoda; Chromadorea; Rhabditida; Rhabditidae. The record is from the annotation of a GenBank genome assembly.